AUGAUGUUACCGCCUUUAUUUCCAACAAAUAAUUCUUAUGAAUCAAAAAAAUUAUCUGAAAAUACAAAGACUACUUAUCAGUGUGAUGGAAAAAACCAAAAAGAGGAUAGUAACACCUAUCUGGUGAUUGGUCAGUCUGUACAAAUUGAGGCAAAAUUUUCGAACAGUCGACAUGAAUUCUUUCCAGCCGCCACCACCGGGGACAUGAAAGGAGCACGGCUAAGGGACGGUGAAGCUCCUAAUGCUGUACCAUCACAUUCAAAAUUACAUUAA
This is a messenger RNA of Lathyrus sativus (Indian pea), 273 nucleotides long. The record is from the annotation of a GenBank genome assembly. NCBI's taxonomy places the organism in Eukaryota, Viridiplantae, Streptophyta, Magnoliopsida, Fabales, Fabaceae.